This is a messenger RNA of Chiroxiphia lanceolata (lance-tailed manakin), 1799 nucleotides long. It is a transcript of the gene NRBF2, whose product is annotated as nuclear receptor binding factor 2. The transcript is spliced from 4 exons. The coding region runs from base 123 to 968 and encodes 281 amino acids. The record is from RefSeq and is a predicted model, not a curated record. Lineage: Eukaryota; Metazoa; Chordata; Aves; Passeriformes; Pipridae. Gene Ontology annotation, biological process: autophagy.
UGUCAACCCUGGCAAACCCUUGCCUGCUCCAUGCAGAGCCAGUCAGGUAUUCCUGGAUCACCCUCUCUGAUUCAGGAAGGCUUUUAGAACUGUCACUGCUGACCACCCAUGGAAUUAGGAAGAUGGCUCACCAGCAGAGCAGAAAAGCAGAUCGCUUGUUGGCAGCAGGGAAAUAUGAAGAAGCAAUUUCUUGUCACAAGAAAGCUGCUGCGUACCUCACGGACGCCAUGAAGCUGACCCGGUCGGAGCAGGCUCAGCUGUCACUGGAAUUACAAAGGGAUAGUCACAUGAAACAGUUACUGCUCAUCCAGGAGAGGUGGAAAAGGGCAAAGAGGGAGGAAAAGCUGAAGGCCCAGCAGAAUGCUGACAAGGAAACAGCCACACACCUUCAGACUUCUUAUAAGCCAUCUGCUGAAGACUCUGAUGAUCAAAACAUACUGGUUCCUGUUACUCAGAAAUACAGCCCUUCCACAGAAAAACAUUCGCAGGAUAUUCAGGGUGUCUUUGACAGGGACCCGGAUACACUGUUAUUUCUGCUUCAGAAAAAAAAGGAGCCGGUGGAAGCAUGUAUUGGGAGUAAAGCUCCAAAAGAUGACAAAACAAUAAUAGAAGAGCAGGCAACCAAAAUUGCAGAUUUGAAACGGCACAUAGAAUUUCUUGUAGCUGAAAAUGAGAGAUUAAGGAGAGAGAAUAAGCAGCUAAAAGCAGAAAGAGCUAGACUCCAAAAAUCUCCAGUAGACAAGGAGCUGGAUGUAGAUGCUGAUUUUGUAGAGAAGUCAGAGUUGUGGGGUCUGCAGCAACACUCAGAAAGUACUUCUUCAGCUGCAACUUGGCAGAAGUUCGCAACAACUGCUGGGAAGGCAAAGGACAUUCCAAUACCCAACCUUCCCCCCCUGGACAUCCCAUCCCCUGAACUCCCACUGCUGGAACUCUCCGAAGAUAUACUGAAAGGACUGAUGAAUAGUUAAAACCCAGGAAAAGUGCUCAGUAUAGUUACCCAUACUUAAGAAAAGGGAAAGCCACCAGGACAGUGGUGAUCUGAGGGCAGAAACAUCUACCACAAUCCUACUGUUGGAGAAAAGGCAUUAAGCAACUCUGUUACUGUGAAAUACACAUCAUAUCUGAUCUACUUCAUGAGAGUUAAAGGUACCAUAGUUGGUAUAAGGUGGUGAGCUCUUUAGUCUUUUUCCCAACGUUUCAAACCAAACGACUGCCUGGAGAAUGUUUCAAGUAACACAAUCCUUCAGGGUUUUUAAGUAUGCUAUAUGUAAUAGUUAUCUAUAAUGCCAUAAAUGAUGGUGCAGAACCUAACUGUUAUGGUUGCCAGUCGGCUGCCACUUCAUGUUGAAAAAUGCUUUCUAGCAUGAAUUUAAACUGUGCAUUUCAUUAUGCAUAACUUUGUUAAUUCAGAUACAGUGCAAUUUAUACACCUCCUAGAUGGAUUUAUGUGCCACACUCAGUACUCCUGACCAUGUUAACCUCAAGUCAGGAGAGAUUUUAAUUUCCAUUCUAUGAAGGAACCAACUUAUUAGUUCUGUUGACGAGGUUUUUUUUGGGGGGGUUAUCUGUUUACAUAACUAAUCAGGGUGCAUUGAAUCUAGCUAUUGGUUUCUGUAUAAAGUGACAUGGUUUAAAAAAAGAAAAACCUAUACUUAAGGAAAAAUACCCUUUUUGUUUUCAGUGAUGCAUGAAUGGAAGUAAUUCUAGCUGGCAGUAUUUGAUUGAAACAGAAAUUGUUUACAGCUUAACCUGAUUCAAAAAGGAUAGGAAAAUAAAAACCAAGGUGUUUUGACACUAAA